GUCCACCCAGUCUGGCAAUCUGCUGCCAGCUCUGACCUGUGAUGUUACACGCACUCCUAGAACACUAGACCAAUACCCAUGUGUCAUUAGCCCACAUCCAGAGCGUGCAGCCGAGAAUCCUUAAAAACACACACAUGUGCAGCCUUCUUUUUGACUUCAUUCCCGUCUCCCUCUGCAGAAUUCCUUCAUCCCUCUUUCCUCUAAUGUACAGGUCAGGUUCGUGUCCUUUGCGUCCAUUCACCAAGAGGACGAAAGGAGAGAAGAAAGGGAGGAAAAGAGAGGAUGGAGGGAGGUUAAGGGAGAGAUGGACGGACGGAGGGAAGGAGAGAGAAGGGGAGGGAUGGAGAGGCAAAACAAGCUUUGAAUACAAAUGAGCUGACACACAUAAUGCAUGCCCUCCCUUCCUCUCUCUCUCCCUCGAUCACUGUCUCUCACACACUCUUACUCCCUCACACACAUGUUCUUGCACUCUCUCCUCCGUGUCUCCUCAGCGGAUCAGCGGAGCACAGGAGGUGAUUUCAGCCACUUGAUUUAUUAGUCGUUGCUGGUUGUUAGAACAAGCUAAUUAAAAGGAGGGUGAGUGUGAGUGUGUGGAAGGUUUGGAGAGAGAGCCGCCGCCGCCGCCGCCGCCGUCUCUUCGUCUGCUCUCUCACGCUUCACAGUGGACCAGGAGGCAGCAGGGGAGAGGAGAGGAAAGAGAAGAAGAAGAGGAGGAAGAGGAAGAGACAGGCAACUGGGUGGAAGGAGAUUUUCGCACCACUUUACCAUCGUUUCUUCUGGCAUGGCCACCGCAUAGGAAUCUGGUGCCGCGGCAACCGUCAGCUUGGCAACGAGGUAUCCAAGGAUAAGGAUACAGAAAGUUGGGCCGGUUCAAAGGGACGCUUGAAGGAACGGAGAGAGGGAUGGCAUCGGAGGAGAAGCCGGGCGUGAAGAGCAGCAGCUCCAUCGUCCCCUGCUUCCUGUUUGUGGAGCUGGUGAUCAUGGCUGGGACGGUGCUGCUGGCUUACUACUUUGAGUACACGGACACCUUUCCCGUGCACAUCCAGGGUUUCUUCUGCUACGACAAGACCUUCUCGAAGCCCUACCCCGGUCCGGACGACACCAGCAAGAUCCCCCCGGUGCUCAUCUACUCGCUCGUCACAGCCAUCCCCACCCUCACGAUUCUUAUUGGAGAGCUGUGUGCCUUCUUCACCAAGGCAGAGGGAACCCAGGAGAAGACCAUCGUCACUGCAGACUGCUGCUACUUCAAUCCCCUCCUGAGGCGCAUAAUUCGCUUCCUGGGGGUGUAUGCCUUCGGCCUGUUCACCACCACCAUCUUCGCCAACGCCGGUCAGGUGGUAACGGGAAACCAGACGCCUCACUUCCUGUCUGCCUGCCGACCAAACUACACAGCGUUAGGCUGCCAGUCCACCAUGCAGUACAUCACAGAGCGCCGCGCCUGCACAGGCAACCCGCUGAUUGUCAUGUCUGCACGUAAAUCCUUUCCGUCUAAGGAUGCAGCGCUCAGCGUCUACUCGGCGGUGUACACAGUGAUGUAUGUGACGCUGGUGUUUAAGACCAAAGGCACGCGGCUCACCAAGCCCACCAUCAGCCUCACCCUGCUCUGCCUGGCCAUGCUGGUCGGUGUGGUCAGGGUGGCCGAGUACCGCAACCACUGGGCCGACGUUCUGGCGGGAUUCUUCACCGGAGGAGCCAUCGCUGUGUUUCUGGUGACUUGUGUGAUUAAUAACUUCCAGCAGCUGCAGCCCAGUCCUCCCCCACCGCGACCCCAGCGCCCGGAGUCGGUGCUGGGCAUGCCGAUGGUGACGCUGCCCUGCGUGGAGAGUCCACUCGAAAAGUUAAGUGGCCCUCAGCAUCCUGCACUCUCCUCCUCCUCCCCACCUUACAACACCUACGUCCAACCAUUCUAACCGGCUUUGACUCUUUUUCCCCCUCCGCCAUCUCCGCCAUCCGUUGCCUUAUUUCUGUUCGUACAUCUGUUCUCUCUCCUCUCUCUCUCUCCCCCUCUUCAUCCCGUGCAUUGCUCUUGAUUAUUCUUUUCUUCACUUUUCUCUCUCUCCUCCCUUCGCCUCCUCUCUGCCCCGUCCUCUUCCUCCUUCUCCUCCUCCUCCUCUCUCUCUUUCUCACUCCUCUCUUUCCCCUGCAGACUCCGCGGGGAUCUCCGUUCACCGAGAUCACAUGACCAUCAGCCCUAUCGGUUCCCCGCCACCCCCGAUGUCCUCAUACCGUCUCGCUCCAUUUCCAGCGAAGUCUAGACCAGCCGGACCAGCAGCAGCAGCAGCAGCAGCACUCGCCGCACUGCGCCGCCCAUCCGGCCGGCCGGUAUGCGACGCUGCACCGCUCGUAUUCCACGCAGGUCUAGACAUCCCAUAAUGCAGCGCACUCGAACCCUCUCAAACCCCCGGGGAACCGAUAGGCAAACAAGACUUUCUCUUUGCUGGACGCCCAGCGAAGUAAAACCGAACAGUCAGGUACAUCUCCUCGUUUUUGUUCUUUCAUUUUGAGUUUUUUCUACGAACUGAAGCUCAUCUCCAGUGGUGUGCUCUCGCAAGGAAACCCUGUGACCACUGAGAAUGUCCACUGCUUCUUCUUCUUCUUCUUCUCCUUCUUUUUUUUAAUGAAUGAGUUUACACCCUCUUGCUGAAGGACAACUGCUUUGAUGCGAGCUGUCAGGAGGCGGCCAUGUUGGACCAAAGAAGCCCGCUGAAGGAAAUGUGUGCUGCUGAGAUUUACCCGUUAAAAAACAUCCUUUUAGCAAGCCAUACGCACACACGCAAACAAACACGUUCUUUCUCUGUCCUUAUCUCAUCCCGUGCGCACACACACACACACACACACACACACACACACACACACACACACACACACACACACACACACACACUGCAGUCUGAGUAGCAGCGCCCUAGUCAGCUCCACAUGAGGUUUACCCAGAUCAAAGGAUCCAUUUCAUAUCUCUCAGCAGAAGCAGCAGACAAAAGCAAACAGGAUGAAAGUACAGACAUCUCCACUUGGCUAUCGUCUUCGUGUCUUUUUUUUUUUUUUCCCCCUUCUCAGAUGGUUGCAGCUUCGCCAAAACCUGAUGUGAAAUACAAACACGUCGGAUACGACAAAGCCAAGCUCCCGCUCCUGCAGGUGGCCCCGACGGCGAGCCGAGUAAAAGUGCAUCACAUUCAGGAGCAAAUAUUCGUUUUUGUAUUCUUUUGAGACAAAGAGCUUUCAUACAAAACGCUUCCCGUGAUGCCAGCCGACUUUUAUUUCCUCGUUUUGUUCGGUUUCUUUUCUGGAACGGCCCGAAACGGAGCUCGUUUUGCUGCGGACUCGGCCGCGUCAUGUAAUUAUUGUGAUUAAUUUUUGAGAUUUUAAUACUAGAUUUAUUUAUUGACAUGUAUAUACGGUGCGGCUGCCGCAAGCGCUACGUGUGGCGAGACAGUUUUGCUGGUUUUGAUUUGCACACUGUUCCUUUUCUUCCUCUGCACAUGUUUUUGUUUUUUUUACGGCCUCGGUUUCUCUCUCCUAUCACUGUGCUGUGAAAUGUUUCCCUCUGCUGGACGGCACACACACAAACGCGGACAGAAACGCACACAGACACAAGAAUAAAAGUCUGUUUUUACAGAGCACAUGUAUGUAUGUCGAAAGCACACACAUGCACAAUCACACCUGCCCCCCCCUCCUGUACAUUCCUCCCCCUGAGUCCACUUUCUAACACUGAAACAUGUUUGUAAGAUAUUGUACAAAGCUCUUUUUUUGUAUCGAGAGUGUGGUUUUUACACGAGCAUCACCAGUGCAGAGAUUCGGGGGGAAAAUCUUGUAUUUGUCAUGACGACGGAGCACGUGUGUGGAAGUCGACUCGCUCUUAGUAUCAAACUGCAGGAUCUGCCCACUGGACGGGACGAAGCUGGAGUGUGUUGAUGAGUUUAGGAACUUGAGGCCUUUUCUAUGGUGGCCGACAGGUGCAAACGCGCCGCAAACACAGAAAUGAUCCAAAACCAAAAAGUCACAAACACAUAAAACACAUGCAAGAAAAAAAUGCAAGAGAAACGUGCUGCAAUCACAGAAACGACGCAGAAGCAGACUGACAAAAUCACAAAACAAAUGCAAACGAAAAAUGCUGCAAAUGUAUAAAAACACACACAAAACCCCCAAAACAACUGCAAGAGAAAAACGCUGCAAAUUCAAUCCACAGUGGACGUGCACCAGGUCACUCCACAACGGAAGUGCACCAGACGAGAAGAAGGAGAUGACGUAAUUAUGCUGCUCUUCGAUAACAUUGUAAAAUAUGCCAGCCAAGUUAGCCAGAUAAAACAUAAAGGAAAACAUACCUUUUCACACUGAAAGAAAUUGCACGCCUUCUUUUCCUUCUUCUUCUUCUUCUUCUUCUGCUUCUUCUUCUUCCUCUUCCUCUUCCUCUUCCUCCUCCUUCUUCUUCUUCUCCUCCUCCUUCAUGUCUGGUGCACUUUCAUUGUGGAUUGAAUUUGCAGCGUUUUUCUCUUCCGGUUGUUCUGGUUGUUUGUGUGUGUUUUUGUAUAUUUGCAGCAUUUUUUGUUUGCAUCUGUUUUGUGAUUUUGUAAGUCUUUGCUUCUGCAUCGUUUCUGUGAUUGCAGCACGUUUCUCUUGCAGCAUUUUUUUCUUGCACGUGUUUUAUGUGUUUGUGUGCUUUUUUGGUUUUGGAUCAUUUGUGCGUUUGCAGCGCUUUUGCCGUUUUGCGGCGCGUUUGGACCUGUCGGCCACCGUACUUUUCAGAUUUGAAUCCUCAUAUUAGCACAAAAUACAAGAAGCGAACACAGUGUAGCUCUUUUUCGGUGUUUAAUCUGCCAACGCAUCGGGUCAAUGCAGGCGUAAGGAGAGCUAAUAAAAUCACAACAUGGAUGUUAAAGCAGCUGAUCAAACUCAACGACUCAUUAUCGUGUCAUAAAUACAGAAUAAAAUGCACACUUUAAUGAGAAUUCUCUCAUCGCUGCUAGGGUGUGUUCACACUUGUGGUUUCAUUCUGUUGGUCUGGAUUGAAGCAGAAAUUACACAAUUUAGUCCUGGUUUGUCCAUCCUGGCAUUUUUAACAUCAACCUAAAAGAUACCAAACAGCUUAUGGAUACAAGCACGGUUUUUGUGUCAAAGGGGUGUCAAACUCAUCUGAGUUCAGGUUCCACUUUCAGCCCAAUUUGAUCUCAAGUGACCAGUAAAAUCACAGGAUAAUAACCUAAAAAAAAUAGCCACAAUUCCACAUUUUUCCCUUUGUUUUAGUGCAAAAAAGUACAUUCUGAAAACGUUCCGUUUAAAGAAUGAUCUUUUUACAAAACAUGAUGAACAACCUGAAAGUUCUUAAGAAAAAUAAAUUCACUUUCAGCAACAUUUUUCCUCAGUUUAUCAUUUCCACAUUACAACUUACAGAUCCCAGUUUAUCUACAAAGAGGCGCAAAACAUUUAGUCACAGCUAUCUGGAACUGAAUGAUACAGUAUUUUACUUUAAACAUGACAAAAAACAACAAAAAUUAGAUGCAAAUCGACAAAAAUGAGACAAACGACACAAAGCAAAACAAAAAAGAGACCAAAAAUUAGAAAAAAAAAAUUGCAAAGCAACAAAAAAACGGACAAAUGACAAAAAUGAGACAAAAAAGGAACAAAACGAUGAAAAAAUAGACAAAAAACACAAACGAGACAAAAAGGAAACACAAAACAAUACAAAUGAGAAACAAAACAAUGAAUAAAGCAAAACACAUAAUGACAAAAAUAAGAUAAAAAACACAAACGAGAUAAAAAGGAAACACAAAAUGACAAAUGGGAAACAAUACAAAAAACAUGAGACAAACGACAAAAGUAAGACCAAAAAAAAACAACAAAAACAAGACAGAA
This is a messenger RNA of Acanthochromis polyacanthus (spiny chromis), 5850 nucleotides long. It is a transcript of the gene plppr2a, whose product is annotated as phospholipid phosphatase related 2a. NCBI's taxonomy places the organism in Eukaryota, Metazoa, Chordata, Actinopteri, Pomacentridae. Gene Ontology annotation, biological process: phospholipid metabolic process; phospholipid dephosphorylation; signal transduction. Gene Ontology annotation, molecular function: phosphatidate phosphatase activity. The record is from RefSeq and is a predicted model, not a curated record. The transcript has 8 exons. The coding region runs from base 903 to 1910 and encodes 335 amino acids.